GUUUAGGUUAUUCCAGCUGGGUGAAAAAGCAGGAAGGAAGACUAACAGAUAAGCACUGACCCAAACAGAGCCAAGGAGAGUUCAGGUGUGCCUCUAAUUCAGCAAAGACGAUGGCUGGCGCGUUCGUGUGGAACUUCUUCGUCCCUCCGCCGAGCGGUGAUCUCCCCAAACUGGUGGAGUACUGGUUCUACAUCGGGAACCACGCCGUCAACCAUCACCCGGACUUCCUGGCGACUCACCUGCACAAGAACCUCGACCCAAACCCUAAGUUCGUCUAUGUGAACUUCGGGAUCUUCAAAACCGACGGGUUCAUCUCUGGGAGAGGCAGGACAGAAGACAUGAAGCGUGUCUUCAUGGAAGCCCGCAAAAUCAAAGAGGAUGCCAAAGGCUUGAUGGGUGGUUUUGUGGAGGCCGCUGUGUCCACGGGGAAGUCACCAUACCCAUAUGAACGUCCCAAUACCACUCGAUUCAUCGUCUCACACUUUACGGUGCCUGACGAUGUGUCCUCUGAGGAUUUCGAGGCUAACUGGCGAGACUGGGCGGGUGUGAGUCUACUGGAGAAGGAGGUAACACCCGACAUGGGGUACGCCUACUCCGCGCUGUACAGGAGGGUCACACCCCACGGACCCUACCGCUACGUGGUACGGUCCGAGUUCACAGGGCUACACGACAAGCACGACGCUGGCUUCGGGCUCGUCGGCAAACUUCGGGACUACUUCGGGUCCGACGCUCUGACGAGCAAGAAGAUCGAGGCCGACGCCACCAUGUGCAGUGUUGUGAUUGACAUGCAGAAAGAUUAGGUAUAUCAUCAGGAAUAAAACACAUAAAGCUAAAAAAAAAAGUAUGGACAGGAAUCUAGACUACUUUAGACUGCAAAACUGAUUACUGUGAAGAUGAUUUAUGAACUUGUAGUCUUGAGCUUUUUACGCUUUGUAGUAACCAGACGAAUACUAUGUGAUACUAUUUGUAUCUCAUAGUAUCAAUUUGCAAUGCUAGUUAAUGAUAUUGUUAACAUUUAACCGUCAUAAAUGAAGAGUACAUCUCAAUAGAACAACUCUGGUAUUCAGUGGCAGUCCACAGGCGGUUUUUAAGAAACAAUUAGUUGCUAUAUAAUUAAAAAAUUACAAUAUGUUGCAUUUUGAUUUCAAAUGGUGGCAUAAUUAUCCGUAAAUAUUUCUAUCAGGUUGGUGAAUUGGUUCUGUAUUCAAAAUCACUUGUUUACAGAGGUGUAUUAAAUUUUGAUAGAACGGUUUGCCUUUUGCAUUUGGCUCGAAAUGAUGUCACGCCCCACAGUAACUAGAAUAAGAUUACUUUUUUAAGCAGAAAUUCCAAGUUGUCUUGAG
Molecule: messenger RNA, 1343 nt
Organism: Branchiostoma belcheri (Belcher's lancelet)
Lineage: Eukaryota; Metazoa; Chordata; Leptocardii; Amphioxiformes; Branchiostomatidae
Exons: 5
Coding region: 111-800 (229 amino acids)
Source: RefSeq, a predicted model, not a curated record